Molecule: messenger RNA, 1101 nt
Organism: Ochlerotatus camptorhynchus
Lineage: Eukaryota; Metazoa; Arthropoda; Insecta; Diptera; Culicidae
Gene: bigmax
Product: helix-loop-helix-leucine zipper transcription factor bigmax
Exons: 3
Coding region: 297-1031 (244 amino acids)
Biological process (GO): regulation of transcription by RNA polymerase II
Cellular component (GO): nucleus
Molecular function (GO): RNA polymerase II cis-regulatory region sequence-specific DNA binding; protein dimerization activity; DNA-binding transcription factor activity, RNA polymerase II-specific
Source: RefSeq, a predicted model, not a curated record
GCACCCACGGAAUCUGCCUCAUCGUCUCGUCUCGUGCACGAGUGUGGCCUUUUCUUAUCAGUAAAGACGUUAUCAGUGUCGUUCGAAAAGCCAACCGGGUGAGAAAACAAAGGAAGGAAAUCUAAAUUAUCCCGCUCAUCAUCCAUUGGCUGGCCAAUUGUUUGAAGAGUGUGUUGGGCGUAGGAUUGCAUUAUCAUCACACCAGUGCGCUGAGCGGAGCGGCUAAUGUGCGAAAGAUAAAUCCUCUGUGGCCAAGUGGUAGUAGCGAGCACUAGCAGGAGGAACAGUGUGGCAGCAUGUCAGAAAGCGUCAAGCAUGAGAUGGACAUGAAAAUGGAGCCAUCCAGUCCUUCGGAAAAGGAUCGCAGCAUGUAUUCGCGCUGUUCGAGUGCGGGCAGUGUCCAUACGCCAACAUCGUCGGCUCACAAUACAGAGGACGAAGAAGACUCGGGUGAUAACAACAAAAGUAGCACCCAGAGCUAUAAGGAACGGCGCCGGGAAGCCCAUACACAGGCGGAACAGAAACGUCGUGAUGCCAUCAAGAAGGGCUACGAUUCAUUGCAGGAAUUGGUCCCCACCUGCCAGCAAACGGAUGCCUCCGGAUACAAACUGAGCAAGGCCUCGGUGCUACAAAAAUCCAUCGACUACAUAGGCUACCUUCAUCAGCACAAAAAGAAGCAAGAUGAAGACCGCGCUUCGCUUCAGAAGGAAGUAAUGGCGUUGCGAAUCAUUCAGAAAAACUAUGAACAUAUGUUACAACAGCAGCAACAAUCACCCGGUAGAACGGAGGCUCGCCUGAGUGAUGACGUCAAGUUCCAGGUCUUCAAGGCCAUUAUGGACGAGAUGUUUGUGACAUUUGAGCAGCUACCAAUGAACGACUUUGCUGAACUGACGUCCGGUGUGAUUCCAUGGCUGGAAGAGCACUGCAAGCCGCACCUCUUACGGGAUGUGGUCAAUCGAACCCUGGGCGGAAUCACGUCCGCCUAUGUAGCUCAAUCCAACAGUAAAGGACAGGAAAUCAAGAGAGAAUGAAUAUGCGUGAGUACCUAUAGUUUUGUUAAUUGGAGUGUAAUGAAUUGGAAUAUUUGAUGAAGUUAGACAA